AUGAGCGUACAUAGUUAUCAUAGUAAUAAUAGUCAGCCUCAUCAACAACAACAACAAAAUGAAAAUAUAAAUACAGACUAUUAUAAUAUAAAUACAUCAUCUUGUAAUAAUAGUAUUUCAAAUAAUAAUAAUAAUAAUAAAUAUUUUGAUGAAGUAAAUUAUGAUUCAACACUUGGAGCCUAUUCAAAUGAAGAUUUAUAUAAAGAUUGCGAGAGAAUGAUACAACAACAAUAUGGAUUAAAACCAUCAUCACCAUUUAGAGAUUUAAAAUUCCAUUUAAUACAAGAAAUAUUUUCAUCUAUUACUAAAUAUAUUCAUCAACAAGUUGAAAAUUUCAAAUCAGUUAGUAUAAAUAAUAUUGGAAGAUUUUCAUUUAUUACAAGUCAUUUAAAUACAGGUAAUAAUGGAAUUAUUGAAAGUAAAAAAUUAGUAUUUGUAAUGAGUGAAUCUUUUAUUAGAGAUUUUAAUUUAAAAAUUUGUAAAAGUUAUAGAAAAUUUGUAGAUAAUUCAAUUCCAACUAUGGAAGUUAAUUAUUUUUUAAUAGCACAACAAUGUUGUACAAGAAAGGAAAUUGUAAUGUUAGCUAUUAGAAUGUUUAGAAAUAGAUUAGGUGAAAUUAUGUCAACUGGUAAAAAAGUUUUAAUUGAAUUUACUUCAAUUGGUCAAUUAAAAUGUGAUAAGAGAAUUGUUUCUGAUUUUGAUUUUAUUGAUAAAUUUAGAAAACCUUUAAAUUCAAAACAACAGAACAAACAUGAAACAAUGAAAAAGAAAUUUAAUAGAAUCAUGUCAAGAGAAGAUUUAAAAUUAUUAAACAAGAUGAGAAUUGAACAUCAGCAACAAGAAUAUACUGCACAACCACCUCAAACAAGUCGAUCCAUGAUUUAUUCAACGAGGAGUAGUGUGAGUGGUGGUUCAAUUCGUAAUCCAUUCACAAUUAUUCACGAUAUGAAAACAACAAAUAAUAGACCAUUAAGCUCAUCUGCAUCUUCAAUACGAUCCUAUCAUUCUACUAGUAGAAUAUCAAAUCAACAACUCCAGCAACAACAACAACAAUUUGCAAGAGGUAAUGGAGUGAAUGCAGUUAGAAAUUUACAAAAUCAUCAACCAAAUACUUUGAAUUAUGAACCACAUCCACCUUCAAUACCAAGACCACCACCAACAUCUUCAUUAUCUUCACAAAGAUUAACACGUGAAACAUUGGAUACAUUUAAUAGGCAACAACCACCACAACAACAGAAUCAAACAGUACUUCCAUCAGAUUUUGUAGAAUCACAAUUUUCACCAUCAACAAAUUAUGGACCCUAUGAUAAUGGAUUUAGACAACCCAAUCCAACAGCAGCUAAGAAUGUAAUGAAUAUGGCAGUUAAAAGAUUUGAAAAAGAAUUGGAAUCAUCUAGAAGAAAUCAACAAAAAGAAUUAGAUGAUUUUUAUAGACAAUUAAUUCAUAAUGUAUGUGCUAGUGAAGAAUUGAGAAGAAAACAGAGAGAAGAAGCCUCCAAUAUACAAAAUACAUUACUCAAUCAAAUGCAACAUACAGGUGCAAAGAGACAAAUAGAAGAUCAUGAAUAUUGUAAUUUCUUUUUAGAUGAAAGAGAUGAAAAUUUAAAUGCUAAUAAGAAUGCUUUAUUAAUGGGUUUUAAAAAAUCAAAGAAUAAUGAAAGAAAUGCAGUUUCAAAAAGUUUACCUUCAAUACCUUCAUUACAAGCAAUGAAACCAAUUCAAAAAAUAAUGCUUAAUGAAAAUAAUCCAAUUGAGAAGGGUUUAAGAAUACCAGAUAAGCAUGAAUUAUUUGAUUAUUAUAAUGAAUUUAAUUAA
Messenger RNA from Naegleria gruberi, 1815 nucleotides. RefSeq lists its product as uncharacterized. Lineage: Eukaryota; Heterolobosea; Eutetramitea; Acrasida; Naegleriidae. The transcript has a single exon. The record is from RefSeq and is a predicted model, not a curated record. The coding region runs from base 1 to 1815 and encodes 604 amino acids. Gene Ontology annotation, cellular component: centrosome.